AACAUACACACACACCAACAUACACAUACACACACUAACACAUACACACACCAACAUAUACACACCAUGUACACAUUAACAUACCAACAUACACACACUAACAUACACAAACAUACACACACCAACACACACUAACAUACACACACUAAUAUACACACACACAAGCAUACACACACCAACAUUAACACACACACACACCAACACAUACACACACCAAGAUACACAAUAACACACACACCAACACGUACACACCAACACACACACCAACAUACACACUAAUAUAUAUAUACACACCAACAUACACAUGUUAACACAAAGAGAAACACACAAAACACAAUACAGUGUUGUAUUUGAAGCGCUCCAAUGUUUCAGAGCCUUGUUUUAUUUUGAACUGGGUGUUACAGGCUAUACACCAACACCUCUGUGUAUCUAAUACAUUGUUUUUGUGAUUCAUCCUGCACUAAUCUUGUGUUCGUCCAAUUAAACACUCCCUAGAGUGUAUAUGCCCCGCCCCCAGGGGUGUGUCUUGCUCUACAGUAGCAGCUGGUUAGCAGUGAACAUGGUCUGUAGGUGUGUUUUCGGCUAGAGUCUGAGGGCGCACACACACACACACACACACACACACUAUUCAGGUUUGCAACUGAGGAUAAAUAUCUGGAGUUCAUUCAUGCGGGUGUGGGCGGAGUUUGUGUGAGUUGGUGGUUUUGUGACUUUCCAGAUAAUUUUUAUUUUUUUUUAAAUUUUAAUUUUAACCAAAUUGGGGUUGUUCAAUGCCGGAAGGUGGUACCAGAGAACUCAGACUGAUGGAGAAGGCUCUCCUGGUGAAGGCUCUCCGUCACCAUCAGUAACCACAUGCACGACAUAACUCCAUGAGCACGCGGCGUCUCUGCGUCUCUGCCCUGGUUAAAGUGAAUACGGAUUCGAAUCAUGGCUCUCGGGACGUUUCACCCUCAGGCAUUUGUGUGGGUGAAAACGAAUAGUUUUUGGGAGUCUAAAUGAUUAAUGAUUUAUGUAAAGUUAUGCAUUUCGAUGGUUCAGAAAUACGAAUGUUUCCCAAAACCCUCAAACCUGUGAAACAGCGUAACAUGGUUUUUAUUAGCCUUUUAUAAAAACUGCUUUAUUGUGACACGCUAGAGUAGAAAAUUAGACCGCAGUCCUGUUUGUGUCGUCAGAAAACCUCUGCUGGAAAUCAUGAUUAACGCAGCUGUGGUGGCGUUCAUUUACUGAACACGUGAACACGUGAGUGUGUCUGACGGACGUGUGUUUAGACGGAUAAGGUUCUCUUUAGAUUUGUUUCUUUUUUUUUAACUUUCUGAGCUCUAACGGAUCUCAGGGUUAAUAUCCCAGAUAAAGUUGUGUUAUCAGGGAUAUAAUCACAUUGUGAUAAUGGGUGUGUUGUUUUACUGUGCAGGAUAACGCUGUGUUUCUGUCUGGUGUAACGGAAUAUCGCUGUUUAGGAGAACGGAGUGUUCACAUCAUGGGCUGCAGCAUGUUAUUGUCCAGGAGAACCUCACGCUAUCUGGGAGAACAUCAUGUCACAUGACACUGCUUGGCAUUAGGACUGUCACGAUACCAUAAACAUAUCUUAUAUUACACAAGCCGAAGUAUCACGAUACCAUGCAAUGUUGUGUUAAUUCAUAAUUCCAAUGUACAAUAAGGUCACGUCACUGUUCGGGGAUGGGGUCACGUCACUGUUCGGGGAUGAUGAAAUCGGCCCUGCCCAGUUGUUUAUUUGACGGGGAUUGGCUGGUUAAAAGUGAGCAAAAGAGGCCACACCUCCUGAAAGGUCAGCUAAAGCUGGUGAUGGAACGUGUGCUGGAGUUUGCUGUGUGUGAGCUUAGUAAGAUUGUAGAAGACAGCUUCGACGAUGUUCUUCUGGAGCUCAGGAAGGCGGAGCGGGAGAGCGAGGAGUUGAUGGAGAAGUUACGUGCCGUGAAGGAGGAGAACGGAGCGGGUGACAUGAAGAUAAACGAGUCUCAGGGGGAGAUGGUGGGAUCUCCAAACGGCACUGAUGUGGUGAAGGUUGAGAAGAGACCGGAUGAGGAAGAACCAGGAAUGGGACAGACACAGAACACUGACGACUCCACCCCCGCGGCAGUGAUCAGCGUGUCUCAGGAUUGGGUUCCGGUGCUGGAUCAGGUGUUCGGUCAGAAGUGGUGUGCUGACAUUUGGCCCGUUAAAUUGGAGCAGCCGUGUCUCCCUUCUGAAGAACCGAUUAGGGACGACUCAGAACCACACAGGAACGACGAGAGCCAAUCAGAUAGGCCGCAGUGGCUGCAGGAUGCUGAGGCCCUGACUGUGACCUUUGACCCUCAUCAGACCUCAGAGACAAGCAUGAAGGGAGAUGAUGUCCAGUUAAAAUCCCCCUCGAUGCUCCACCGGCUCCUCACGCUCCCGUCUCAGCUGAUAGACGGCGACGACGAGUCGAUGGAGUCGGAGGAGAGUCUGAUGAACGCCAUCACCUUGCUGCACGGCACUCGGACGCCUCAUCAUGACACCGCCAGAGCGGAUGAUCACAACGGCGGCGAAGACCCCGAGGACCAGAAGGAGGAGGAGGUCCAGAAAGAAGAAGAAGAAGAAGAAGCCAAGCCAAGGUCUUGCAGAAGUGGGAGGAAGAACCACGCGUGUAAAACCUGCGGCAGGAAGUUCAACCGAGCUCACCUUCUCAAAACGCACCGGCUCACACACAAGGACCCUCGCUCACCGCUCUCCAAACUACACGCCCACACGUGCACGAAUUCGGGGAAAAACACAUGAGAGGACAUGUGCGCGUGAGAGAGAAGAACACGACGUGUUCACACGGAGAUUCCAGAAGUUUCCAAAACCAGGCAUGUGCUGAUAUUAUACCGUCAUAUCUCGAUCGUUCCCCAACAUUUUAUCACAAUAUUACAUCAGAAAUCCAACAACAUGGACGCGAACAACAAACUGUGUUCAGUAUCAUGACGUAUUGUUUAUUAAUGACGAUCGGCACACACCUAACAUCCUAAACUGAGAGUGUGAAGGUACAUCAAACAACGUAACGUGUGUGUGUGUGU
This is a messenger RNA of Ictalurus furcatus (blue catfish), 3035 nucleotides long. RefSeq lists its product as uncharacterized. The record is from RefSeq and is a predicted model, not a curated record. The coding region runs from base 1678 to 2757 and encodes 359 amino acids. Lineage: Eukaryota; Metazoa; Chordata; Actinopteri; Siluriformes; Ictaluridae. The transcript is spliced from 4 exons.